GCCUCUUUUGCUCCACAACUUCUUCCACUUCAGACCUUUUUCUUUUCUCUUUCUCUCGGCGUUUUGUGUGGACUAACAGUCUCAUUUGGUGUUGGUCUAUUUUCUGGCGCAUAGUGAUCUACUUGGAUCGAGACGCCGGUCAAGUUGUCAGCCAGUCUUUACACUUGCGGCUUGCCACCUUCGGUCCGCGAUAGUUUCAUUGCCUGCCUUCGUCGGCCGUACCAUCGCUUCUCUCUCUGUCUCUGGGCAUCGGGGUCGCCAUGUCGUCCGCUACGGCUUCCGAUGCUCCCGAAAAGGCUCCCGAUGAUUCCUCGAAGCUCAAGACCUUUCUGUCUAUACUGCGCAAGUUCAUCGGGGUAGCUGACAUCGCCUCCGUUCGCUUCUCAUUGCCUGCACAUCUCCUCGAGCCCACGCCUAAUCUGGAAUACUGGAACUACUUGGAUAGACCGGAGACCUUUGCAAGCAUUGGUAAAUCAGAUGACCCGCUGGGUCGUAUGUUGGAGGUUCUGAGGUUUUGGUUUACCAAGGACCUGAAAUACAUCAAGGGCAAACCAUGCAAGCCGUAUAACUCCACACUCGGUGAAUUCUUCAGGUGUACCUGGGAGAUCAACCAGUCUCUCCCAGAAGUUUCAGUACCGUCCAAGGCAAGCGGUGCAACCAACACGGCGCCUGCCGCCAAGAAGGACAGCGAUGGACCGGUCAAGGUAUGCUACUUGACCGAGCAAACGUCUCAUCAUCCACCAGUGUCUGCAUUCUUCAUCGACUGCCCUGAACAAGGCGUUUCAGCUCGUGGCUUUGACCAGAUCAGUGCGAAGUUCACAGGCACGAGUAUUCGCGUUGCCCCGGGCCAACAUAACCUGGGCAUCUUCAUUAAUAUCGAAAAGAGAGAUAAUGAGGAGUAUCAGCUAACCCACCCUGACGCUCACCUAGGGGGGCUACUGAGGGGAGCACUGGCUAUCACCGUGUCCGAUACGUGCUACAUCACAUGCUCCCGGACACGUAUCAAAGUGAUCCUGCAGUACCUAGAGGAAGGUUGGAUUGGCCGAGCCCAGAACAAGGUUGAAGGUGUCAUUUUCCGGUAUAAUCCUGAUAAAGAUACCACCACGAAAAUCAAGGACGUCCCCGAUGGUGAUGUUCUCGCCAAGAUUAGUGGAUCAUGGCACGGGAAGGUAUACUAUACUUUGGCUGGAACCAACGAGCCCCAGGUCUUGAUUGAUCUCGCGCCUCUUUUCCCAGUCGCCAAAAAUGUGCCACCGGAAGACAAUCAACUCACCAACGAAUCCCGUCGGUUCUGGUCGGGUGUCACGACAGCGAUCGUGAACAAGAAAUACAGCCAAGCAACCAAACUCAAGCAGGAUAUUGAGGAACGGCAACGGCAAAAGGCAGCCGAACGACAGGCCCGCAACGAGAAGUGGCAACCUCGCUUCUUCACCGAGGCUGUUACGCCCUUGGGGAAACCCCAGCUGACCGAAGAAGGGUAUAAAGCGUUGGAAGGCCUCCGCCAUGAUGAGUACCUACUCGAGGAGAACGAAACACAGGGUGCAUAGAGUCAUAGCGGCUUGCUGCUUUCGGGUAUACAUGAACGUCUUGUGGGUUUGGCGUAUCUGGUAAAGAGACCAUAUAGGUCGGCAUUUAUUUUUUUCAUUGGGUUUUUUUCUGCACUGUUACAACUUCUCUUGUGUUAUUGUAUUGAGAGAAUUUCGCAACGCAUGAACUUGUACCUUUGACCUAGGCUGUGUGUGAUAUUGUUGUCAAUUGAACCAGACUUAAUCCGUGCUUUCUUGAAGCCAAUUAGCCUGACUACCAACAAAUAUAACACUGAAC
Messenger RNA from Aspergillus campestris IBT 28561, 1824 nucleotides. Its product is annotated as putative oxysterol binding protein (Orp8). Lineage: Eukaryota; Fungi; Ascomycota; Eurotiomycetes; Eurotiales; Aspergillaceae. Gene Ontology annotation, biological process: endocytosis; maintenance of cell polarity; piecemeal microautophagy of the nucleus. The record is from RefSeq and is a predicted model, not a curated record. Gene Ontology annotation, molecular function: sterol binding. Bases 261 to 1547 code for a protein of 428 amino acids. Gene Ontology annotation, cellular component: membrane; intracellular membrane-bounded organelle; cytosol. The transcript is spliced from 6 exons.